AUGCAGGGGUCUCUGAGACGGGGGCCAUUGGCCUGUGUAUCCUGGUUGCUGCUCAAGAACUGCAGGGCACACAGUAGGUUUCCCAGCAGUGGAUGCUCCAGUCCAGAAAGGCAGCAGGGGCAUGCAGUUUCGAAGGAUUUCAACUCCAGGCUAGUGACAGGACCGACUUUUCAGCAUUUUUUAAGAAGUGCUUCUGCUCCUUCAAAGAAGCUGUCUUCUCCUGAAGCAGAGGACCCACCCCCCUAUCUUACGGAGGAUGAACUUUUAGGAAGGCAGAGAAAAGUCUACUUUGAGACAUAUGGCUGCCAGAUGAAUGUGAACGACACAGAGAUAGCCUGGUCUGUCCUCCACAAGAGUGGCUACCUGCGAACCAGGAACCUCCAGGAGGCUGAUGUGAUCCUCCUUGUUACAUGUUCUAUCAGAGAGAAGGCUGAACAGACCAUCUGGAAUCGUUUACUUCAACUUAAAGCCCUGAAGACAAAACGGCCCCGCUCUAGAGUGCCUCUGAAGAUUGGGAUUCUAGUGUUAAAGAUACAAAAGGUCUGCUUUUGUGCUUCCGCAACCUCAGCUUGGUCAAUAAUGCGAGGCUGUGACAACAUGUGCAGCUACUGCAUCGUCCCUUUCACACGUGGUCGGGAGAGGAGCCGGCCUGUUGCCUCAAUUCUCGAAGAAGUGAAGAAACUUUCUGAGCAGGGACUUAAAGAAGUGACCCUCCUUGGUCAGAAUGUUAAUAGUUUUCGGGACAAUUCAGAGGUGCAGUUCAACAGUGCAGUGUCCACCAACCUCAGCCGUGGUUUCACCACCAACUAUAAAUCCAAGCAAGGUGGCCUGCGCUUUGCUCACCUUCUGGAUCAAGUCUCCAGAGUAGAUCCUGAAAUGAGAAUCCGUUUCACCUCUCCCCACCCCAAGGACUUUCCUGAUGAGGUUCUGCAACUGAUUCAUGAGAGAGACAACAUCUGUAAACAGAUCCAUCUGCCUGCCCAGAGUGGAAGCAGCCGUGUACUGGAGGCCAUGCGUAGGGGAUAUUCAAGAGAAGCUUAUGUGAACUUGGUUCACCAUAUCAGAGAAUCUAUUCCAGGUGUGAGCCUCAGCAGCGAUUUCAUUGCUGGCUUUUGUGGUGAGACUGAGGAUGAUCACCUCCAGACUGUGUCUUUACUUCGGGAAGUUCAGUAUAACACGGGCUUCCUCUUUGCCUACAGCAUGAGACAGAAAACACGGGCAUAUCACAGGCUGCAGGAUGAUGUCCCGGAAAAAGUAAAAUUAAGGCGUUUGGAGGAACUCAUUGCUGUCUUCCGAGAAGAAGCAACAAAAGCCAAUGAGACUUCUGUGGGCUGUGCCCAGCUGGUGCUGGUGGAGGGGCUCAGCAAGCGCUCUGCCACUGACCUGUGUGGCCGAAAUGAUGGGAACCUUAAGGUGAUCUUCCCCUGUACAGAGCUGGAGGAUGUCUCUAGCCCUGGUCUCAAAGUCAGAGCCCACCCUGGGGACUAUGUCCUGGUGAAGAUCACUGCUGCCAGCUCUCAGACACUAAAAGGACAUGCUCUCUGCAGGACCACUCUGAAGAACUCGUCAGCAGAUUAUUGCUCAGAAUGGAUGGCCCCUCUACAUUGA
This is a messenger RNA of Chrysochloris asiatica (Cape golden mole), 1608 nucleotides long. It is a transcript of the gene CDK5RAP1, whose product is annotated as CDK5 regulatory subunit associated protein 1. The record is from RefSeq and is a predicted model, not a curated record. The transcript has 13 exons. The coding region runs from base 1 to 1608 and encodes 535 amino acids. Gene Ontology annotation, biological process: negative regulation of cyclin-dependent protein serine/threonine kinase activity; tRNA modification. Gene Ontology annotation, molecular function: tRNA-2-methylthio-N(6)-dimethylallyladenosine(37) synthase activity; 4 iron, 4 sulfur cluster binding. NCBI's taxonomy places the organism in Eukaryota, Metazoa, Chordata, Mammalia, Afrosoricida, Chrysochloridae. Gene Ontology annotation, cellular component: cytosol; mitochondrion.